AUGGCACCUGAGGACAUGGAAAAGACCGCAUUUAUUACACCUUGGGGUACGUUCUGCUAUAGAGUGAUGCCUUUCGGUUUGAAGAACGCCGGUGCCACUUACCAAAGAGCCAUGACAACCCUCUUCCACGAUAUGAUGCAUAAAGAGAUUGAAGUUUAUGUUGAUGAUAUGAUUGCCAAGUCUAACACCGAAGAAGAUCACGUGGUAUACUUAUUGAAGUUGUUUGAGCGUUUGAGAAAAUACAAGCUCCGCUUGAACCCAAACAAAUGCACUUUUGGUGUUAGGUCUGGAAAGCUGUUGGGUUUCAUUGUCAGCCAGAAGGGCAUUGAAGUCGAUCCGGACAAAGUUAGAGCUAUCCGUGACAUGCCCGCACCGAGAACUGAGAAACAAGUCAGAGGUUUUCUUGGGCGUUUGAACUACAUCUCCAGGUUUAUAUCUCACAUGACUGCCACAUGUGGGCCAAUCUUCAAGUUGCUUCGGAAAGAUCAGAGCAUUGUAUGGAAUGAUGAUUGCCAGAAAGCUUUUGACAGUAUCAAAGAGUAUUUACUUGAGCCUCCUAUCUUGAUCCCACCAGUGGAGGGUAGACCCCUAAUCAUGUACCUAACUGUUUUGGAAGAGUCUAUGGGUUGUGUCCUUGGACAACAAGAUGAUACUGGAAGGAAAGAACACGCCAUCUAUUAUUUGAGCAAGAAGUUUACUGAUUGUGAAUCCCGCUAUACGUUACUUGAGAAGACCUGCUGCGCUUUGGCUUGGGCAGCAAAGCGUCUCCGAAGGAUUGCUCGCUGGCAGAUGUUACUGUCUGAAUAUGACAUAGAGUACCGUGCGCAGAAAGCUAUCAAGGGAAGCAUCUUAGCGGAUCACUUGGCUCACCAGCCUAUUGAAGAUUAUCAAACAGUUAAAUUCGAUUUCCCCGACGAAGAUGUCAUGUAUCUGAGGAUGAAAGAUUGUGAAGAGCCAGGCCCUGAGGAGGGACCUGAACCUGGAUCCCGAAUUUGUUUUGAGUGCACGAACAAUAUAGCAGAGUACGAGGCUUGUAUCAUGGGUCUUGAAGAAGCUAUUGAUUUGAGAAUUAAAAUUCUCGACGUGUAUGGGGAUUCGUCAUUGGUAAUUAAUCAGAUUAAAGGUGAAUGGGAAACUCGUCAUCCGGGGUUGAUCCCAUACAGAGACUAUGCUAGACGUUUGCUACCGUUCUUCAACAAAGUCACUUUUCAUCAUAUACCUAGAGACGAAAACCAGAUGGCAGAUGCUCUGGCCACCUUGUCUUCCAUGUACAAAGUGAAUGCCCAUAAUGAAGUGCCUCGCAUCACAAUUAGACGCCUCGAUAGGCCUUCCCAUGUCUUCACAACGGAAACUGAGAUAGAUAACAAACCAUGGUAUCAUGAUAUAAAGUGUUUCCUCAAAAAUCAUGAAUACCCACCUGAGGCAUCAAGUAAAGACAAGAAGACUUUAAGGAGAUUAGCAUUCAACUUUUUCUUCAAUGGGGAUGUUUUGUACAAAAGGAACUAUGACAUGUUUGUGAAGAGGUGCCACAAAUGUCAAAUUUAUGCCGAUAAGAUACACGUGCCCCCAACUUUGCUCAACGUCAUUUCUUCCCCAUGGCCAUUCUCUAUGUGGGGAAUUGAUAUGAUUGGCAUGAUUCAACCCAAAGCUUCGAAUGGUCAUCGUUUUAUAUUGGUCGCCAUUGAUUACUUCACCAAGUGGGUUGAAGCGGCUUCGUACGCCAAUGUGACCAAACAAGUAGUUGUCAAGUUCAUCAAAAACCAAAUCAUCUGCAGAUAUGGUGUUCCGAAUAAGAUUAUCACUGAUAAUGGCUCUAACUUGAACAACAAUAUGAUGAGGGAACUCUGUGAAAGCUUCAAGAUCGAGCAUCACAACUCUUCUCCAUACAGACCUAAGAUGAAUGGUGCUGUUGAAGCUGCUAACAAAAAUAUUAAGAAGAUCUUGCAAAAAAUGGUGGUUACAUAUAAGGAUUGGCAUGAGAUGCUUCCUUUUGCCUUACAUGGAUACCGUACGUCUGUCCGAACUUCAACAGGGGCAACUCCUUUCUCUUUGGUCUAUGGGAUGGAAGCAGUACUCCCGGUAGAAGUAGAGAUCCCGUCAAUGAGAGUCUUGAUGGAAGCCAAGUUGACUGAGGCUGAAUGGUGUCAAAACAGGUUUGAUCAGUUGAAUCUAAUUGAGGAAAAGAGAUUGACAGCCCUAUGUCAUGGUCAGCUAUAUCAGAAGAGACUAAAAAAGGCAUUUGACAAGAAGGUCAAACCUCGAGAGUUUAGAGAAGGUGAUCUUGUACUCAAGAAGGUCUUGUCCUUUCAACCUGAUCCUAGGGGCAAGUGGGCGCCAAAUUAUGAAGGUCCGUAUGUUGUUAAGAGGGCUUUCUCUGGAGGCGCCAUGAUCCUAGCAACCAUGGAUGCGACCAAGGACUCCUCAUCAAAUACGAUUUCGACUAAAGUGAGAGCACGGAUAGAAUUCAAAGUUGUUAGGGGAAGUAGUGAUCAUUGUAUUUCAAUGUAG
Molecule: messenger RNA, 2508 nt
Organism: Vicia villosa (hairy vetch)
Lineage: Eukaryota; Viridiplantae; Streptophyta; Magnoliopsida; Fabales; Fabaceae
Exons: 5
Coding region: 1-2508 (835 amino acids)
Biological process (GO): DNA integration
Molecular function (GO): RNA-DNA hybrid ribonuclease activity; nucleic acid binding
Source: RefSeq, a predicted model, not a curated record